GCUCGGCCUGCCGGGGAGGCGCGGGGGCGCAUCGGUGCGGAGCUCUGGGAGGCCUCUGGACCGCGGCCGCGAGGCGGCGGACUCCUGCAGCCCGUGACGCCGGGGGACGCGCGGCCCCGUCGCGAUGAAGGCCUCGCUGGCCGUGCCGCCGGCCCUGCUGCUGGCCCUGCUGCUCGCCGUGGACCCAGCGCGAGCCCUGGUGUGCUUCUCCUGCACCAACCAGAAGAGCAACUUUUACUGCCUGAAGCCCACCGUCUGCUCAAGCUCGGACAACUACUGCGUGACCGUAUCGUCGUCGGGGGGCAUUGGCAACCUGGUGGACUUUGGCUACAGCCUGAACAAGGGCUGUUCCCCCAUAUGCCCCGGCCCCAGCGUGGACGUGGGCGUGGUGGCCGUGUCCACCCACUGCUGCCAGAGCUUCCUGUGCAACUUCAGUGCCGCAGAUGGCGGGCUGCGGGUCAACGCCGCCGUGCUGGGCCUGGGGCUUCUGCUCAGCCUCCUGCUGGCACUGCAGCAGCUGCACCCCUGACCUCGGCCGGGUCACUGCCCCCUGUCCCCCCUGCAGUGCCCACUGGAGCUGCCCUGCCUGCACCACCCAGAGACGACUGCAGCUCUCGCUCCCCGCCCCGCCCUCACCCCUACCCGGCUGACCCCCAGCCCUGGGACUCGGGGCCAGGGAAGCAGGUGGCUCUCCAGGGACCUGGAGUGGGGGACAGGAGAGCAGCAUGAGGGGCCCCCGGAUCCAAAGCCAGUGUCCCUGACACUCCUAGGCCUCGCCCCACUCUGCUUGGGUGGUCUGGGGCAGGGCCCACUGCUCCCCAGGGCAGGCCCGGGCUUCUACACCCCAAAUCCACACUGUCCCCUGCCCCCACCGGAGCCCUCCCGCUGCUUCGUG
Sorex fumeus (smoky shrew) is the source of this 895-nucleotide messenger RNA. It is a transcript of the gene LY6E, whose product is annotated as lymphocyte antigen 6 family member E. The coding region runs from base 125 to 529 and encodes 134 amino acids. The transcript is spliced from 4 exons. Lineage: Eukaryota; Metazoa; Chordata; Mammalia; Eulipotyphla; Soricidae. The record is from RefSeq and is a predicted model, not a curated record. Gene Ontology annotation, molecular function: acetylcholine receptor inhibitor activity.